CAAACGUAAACAAAGCCAGGAAACGCAGCACACUGAGUUGUUCCCGCCUGUUUGCCUUGUGUCUAUAUUUCCUUACAACUUCGACCCGAUAGCAAUGGCUGACGCUGCUUCAGGCUCCGUGGACAGGUCUGUCCAGGUCAAGCUGGUUCUUCUCGGCGAGGCUGCUGUUGGCAAAUCUUCGGUAGUCCUCCGUUUUGUUUCGAAUGAAUUCCAAGCAAACAAGGAGCCCACCAUUGGUGCUGCAUUUUUGACUCAGAAAUGCCGCCUCGAAGACCGCGUCCUCCGUUACGAGAUUUGGGAUACUGCUGGCCAGGAACGUUUCCACUCUCUUGCUCCCAUGUAUUAUCGUAAUGCUCAAGCCGCAGUGGUCGUUUACGACGUAACGAAAGCAUCGAGUUUAGAGAAGGCGAAGUCAUGGGUGAAGGAGCUUCAAAGACAAGCAAAUCCCAACAUCGUCAUCGCAUUGGCUGGCAACAAAGUUGAUCUCGUACAAACAUCUCCUUCGUCAUCUGGGUCCACUCCAUCAUCCGAAUCUGAAGAUGAGGCCGAUGAUGCUACAGUCUCGCCCGGGGAGACUCCUAGCGCUAGUGGUGGCGAGCCAGAGAGUUUGCGACAGGUGCCACGUGAGGAGGCUCAGGCCUACGCUACUGAGGCUGGCUUGCUGUUCUUUGAGACUAGUGCUAAGACUGGUGAGGGUAUCGUCGAGAUAUUUACAGAGAUAGCGAAGAAGAUACCUAUCGAGCACAUCCUGGCUUCAACACGAGGUGCCGCAGGUCGAUCUGGCGGCGCAGGUGGACGAACUGGAGGGGCCAGACAGGAAGUGAACCUCGAGGAGCAACAGUCGAAGAAAGACGCAUGCAACUGUUGAGUGUGCCGCUGAGUAUUAUUUGGACUGUACACUUCAACUUCGCGAUUAUUUCGCUUCUAUCAGUACACCUGUUAUUCCCCUCAUACGUCCCCAGUGUUUGCCAUCUACGUGGCUACUGUUGCCUUGGUCAUUCAUAUGUAAUUUGCUUUUAUAAUUCAUCUGCAACACAAAUGUUGGACUUGGUACUGUUUGAAGCUAACUUAUAAAUACACUUUGCAGCAGGGUACACUU
Suillus paluster is the source of this 1099-nucleotide messenger RNA. Its product is annotated as GTP-binding protein ypt5. The transcript has 5 exons. The record is from RefSeq and is a predicted model, not a curated record. Bases 95 to 868 code for a protein of 257 amino acids. Gene Ontology annotation, molecular function: GTP binding; GTPase activity. Lineage: Eukaryota; Fungi; Basidiomycota; Agaricomycetes; Boletales; Suillaceae.